Ceraceosorus guamensis is the source of this 3445-nucleotide messenger RNA. RefSeq names its product DUF747-domain-containing protein. The transcript is spliced from 4 exons. Gene Ontology annotation, cellular component: endoplasmic reticulum membrane. Bases 192 to 3365 code for a protein of 1057 amino acids. The record is from RefSeq and is a predicted model, not a curated record. Gene Ontology annotation, biological process: maintenance of protein localization in endoplasmic reticulum. NCBI's taxonomy places the organism in Eukaryota, Fungi, Basidiomycota, Exobasidiomycetes, Ceraceosorales, Ceraceosoraceae.
CGGAAACAGUAGUCACGAGUGGAGCUCGAAUCUCCGUAAGCUCUUGCUUUUUCAUCAGCACCUCCACACAUCCAGUAUGGCGAGCUAGUCGUCAACCUGGACUACAACCACCACCCGUCUGAGCGUGUGCUCGGCGAUCUAGCAACCCCACAGGACAUGCAUAUUACCGGGCUUGUCCACCCACCUACCUCAUGGUUCCCGUGCCAGUGACCCCUCCACACACACCGAAGCGAUGGAUGGACGAGCCAGACAAUGGCACGGAAGUGGUGGCAUCUGCUGAUCGAUCAGACGAGAAUGCCAGCCCGCUAUCGAACUGGCAGACCGAGCAAGGAAAGCCGCCUCAUAGGUACUCACAGGCACCAGUGCGGGACGCUCAUGGUGGACAAAUUCUGGACACGGAUGCGGAGCCAAGACACGCAUCCACUUCGAGUCAGCGGUUGAUGGAUUCAGAUGAUUUGAAACCGGAGGAGUACCUAUCGGAUGGAGAAUUAGACGCGGGCGAGCAAGAUGGGGACGAGCUGUGGGAAGACGAAAUUAGCUCUUCAUCUGGCUCAGAGUUCGAAGAGGAUGAAAGCAUCACGACCAGAGGUGCAACACCAGCAAGGGACGGCACGCUUGAGGAGGGCACAUCUCCGAGAGAGCAGAAUGCACAGACAAGCAAAGCGCAAAGCUACAGGAAUGCUCUGCAGCAAUACAAGCAGAGUCGGAGAGCCCUCAUGCUGAGCAACACAGAGCCUACCAGCUCUGCGCACAGCAGUGAGCCCUCCUUGCCUUUGCAGCAUCUCGGCGACGUUGAUGAGCGUGCCGCUGGGCGCCAGUAUGAGCCUACGCACGAGGCAGGGAGGCGCGUUGCACAUGAUGACGCACAACUUCGCUCAAUCACGCCCCUGGGCACCAAGGCGUCCUUCAAGAAGGAUUUGCAAUUGCCCAGCGACCCCUUCUCAAGACUGUCUGAGGCUGUGGACGACGCGACUCCAGUCCAGCGGGCACACGACAUCCGCUUCGACAAGCUGACCCUUCCUCGCAUUGCGAAACCCGCCUCACCUUCGGGUCUAGCCGACUCUCAUCGCGAAUCAAAUAUCGAGAGUGGGUCGAAUCGAGCUGACACUCUUGGGGAAGCACAUGUACGCAGUGCGCCCAGAGGAGGAGGUGGCGAUGUCCGCGAGGCUACACUUCGUGCGAGCUCUAACGAUACGCUCGAUCAGAGCCAGGCCCAAGAUCCUCGCGGAUCGGGAGGCACAAGCAAAGCAGAUAUACACUCGCGCGCUCACAGCAGGGAACACCCUGUAUCUGCAGCAAACCACUUGCCAGGGUCACCACCAGCAUCACAUGCCAGUGCGGCAUCUGAGCAUUUGCAAGAGAGGAAUCAGCCUCGAGCCGGAUCGUUCUCCCAGCAGGAAGGCGCAGUCACGCCCCGCACGCACUCGCCCCCCUCCGCGUAUCACUCAGACGAGUCGAUUGUGUCGGAUACCUCACGCCUCGAUGCUGAAGCUGUUCACUGGGAGGCGCCACGCCGCGAUGACGUCAAGCAUCUAAUCGUGGAGCCGAACACUCCUCUCGCAGCCAGGCGCGCUUCUCCCAUCGAGGUCUCGACUCCUCGCCCAUCAUCGCACUCGCAGUCAGAGGCUGCUCUGAAUACACUGCCACUUGUGGGCUCUCAGUCUUCCCUGAGUUUGUGGGAUUACCUUCGAGAAGAGAUCGUUGCCACGGACUUCGACUCCACACAGGAAAUGAAGUGGGAGCGCGUAACGAAUUUCAUUGCGAUCCCCUUCUGGAUGGAAAAGAUCAUGGUCUUUGGCAUCGCUGUCUGCCUCGACUCUUUCCUCUACACCUUCACGAUCCUACCUCUCAGAUUCGGUGUGGCACUGUACGUCUGGACGGCGAACCUGAUGAGGUGGUGCUUGGGCGGCGAACGCCGAUACCUCCACUCGUCGCACAAGUGCGACCUUCUCAAGGCGGCUCUGAUCGUGCUCUCUUGCUACAUCCUCUCGCGAGUGACAGACGCAAGCAAGAUGUACCACAGUGUCCGAGGGCAAGAUUUCGUCAAGCUCAGCGUCAUUUUCAACGUGCUGGAAAUUGCGGAUCGCCUCUGCUGCUCAUUCGGACAAGAUUUGCUCGACAGUCUAUUCUCCCGAGCGACUUUGGCGCGACGGAAGGACGGCAGGCAACCCUAUCUUCGACCGACUGGCUUCUUUCUGCUAUCUCUUGCGUACAUCCUGGCGCACACUUUCGUGUUAUUCUAUCAGCUCGUCACUCUCAAUGUUGCGAUCAUGAGCUACGACAAUGCUCUGCUUACACUGUUGAUAUCCAACCAGUUCGUCGAAAUCAAGGGAAGCGUCUUCAAGAAGUUCGAGAAGGAGAAUUUGUUCCAGCUCACUUGCGCUGACAUUGUUGAGCGCUUUCAACUUGGGUUGAUGCUGUCCGCCAUUGCACUGCGCAACCUGAUUGAGAUAUCAGGCAUCAGCGCCAGCAUCGAGGGAGGAACAGGGCCACUGCCGACGAGUUUCACAGUGUUUCCAAGCCUGAACAUGCUGGAAACCAUCAUCGUGCCGGUCGCAAUCGUUCUCGCAUCGGAGUGCAUAGUCGACUGGCUUAAGCACGCGUUUAUCACAAAAUUCAACCACAUCAGACCAGCAGUCUACGGACGCUUCAUGGACGUCCUUUGCAGAGACCUCGUCGCUGGACCUGGCUCAGCCCAAGGAUCGCGCAAGCACAAUUUUGUCGAUCAAAGUCCCAUCGUAUCCCGUCGACUGGGAUUCGCAGCGCUGCCCUUGGCAUGCCUUUUGAUCCGCAUCACCAGCCAAAUUCUCGGCAUGUUGCGGGACACGAGUCAUUUCGACGAGUGCGCCGCUCCGCAUGCAUCUCAGAGCGGUUUCAAGCUCGUCUACGGAAUUGGCUUGGCGAGAGGAGCUGCGAGGAUGUUGGGUGCGCAUGAUCCUGAAGGCGCUGCCAACGAGAUCGCGGCGACCAUCGCAAGGAGCGCAGCUUGGGCUCUAACGGUCGUCAUCGGUUGGGUUUUUUUGGUGGGACUGAAGCUUCUGCUCGGGCUCAACCUCGUCAGCUACGCAUCUCAUCGCUACGCUACUAUGCAGCAGCGAGAGCAAGAGGAAGAGCUGAAUGCCAGGGACAGAGCACCGAUCGGCGUUGAUCGUGAAGAGAGGCUGCACGACGCAAAGAUUGCGCAGCUUGUUGAUCGAGCGGAAGACGAUGCGGGGAGCGUUGGGAUGCGAGGUCAAGUAGCUCCUGCAAGAGGAAAAGUGGAGAGCGGCGGCGGCGGCGGCGGCGGUAGCAGCAGCAAAUCUAGCAAGGGUCCUUCUCUAAUGGACGUUUCGCGUUAUUCGAUGAUCAAAAGCAGGAUCUGGUAGAUGUCAUCGUACGAAGCAUAUGCAAACGUGAAUCAUGAGCGAUGCUCUGCUUGCAUUGUAAUAUUAUUCGAUUUGGUCAG